Phascolarctos cinereus (koala) is the source of this 378-nucleotide messenger RNA. RefSeq names its product RNA polymerase II, I and III subunit L (gene POLR2L). Gene Ontology annotation, cellular component: RNA polymerase II, core complex; RNA polymerase I complex; RNA polymerase III complex. NCBI's taxonomy places the organism in Eukaryota, Metazoa, Chordata, Mammalia, Diprotodontia, Phascolarctidae. Gene Ontology annotation, biological process: transcription by RNA polymerase I; transcription by RNA polymerase II; tRNA transcription by RNA polymerase III. The record is from RefSeq and is a predicted model, not a curated record. Gene Ontology annotation, molecular function: zinc ion binding; DNA binding.
GAAGCGGGGCGGAAACGGGGCGGGACGGAGCUUCGGAGCUGAGAGGGGAAGUCCGGGUGUGUACCCGCCGCCGGUGCCCCCACCUCCUCGCCCUCGCCAUGAUCAUCCCGGUGCGCUGCUUCACGUGCGGCAAGAUCGUGGGCAACAAGUGGGAGGCCUACCUGGGCCUGCUGCAGGCGGAGUACACCGAAGGGGAUGCCCUGGAUGCGCUGGGCCUGAAGCGCUACUGCUGCCGUCGGAUGCUGCUGGCCCACGUGGACCUGAUCGAGAAGCUUCUGAACUAUGCGCCCCUGGAGAAGUGAGCCCCCAUCCCCGAGGACCUGGAUCAGCCGUCGGCCGCGUGGAAGAGCCCCCAUCAGCUGUCUGCCACAAGGCCUC